Molecule: messenger RNA, 531 nt
Organism: Heterobilharzia americana
Lineage: Eukaryota; Metazoa; Platyhelminthes; Trematoda; Strigeidida; Schistosomatidae
Source: the annotation of a GenBank genome assembly
AUGGCAAUAUUAUUAAAUGAUAAAAUGGGUAAAAUACUUGAAGGAAAUCUUAUGAAAUUGGCUCGUUACGAUGUGAAUACCCUGCUUUCAUCAGUACUCUCAUUAACUAAACCUACAGAUGAGAUUGGUAAAGCAUACGUUGAAUUCCUACGAGUCAAUUUAGAACAAAUGCGUCAAAAAGUUUCCGAUGAAUUAUACAUUCUGUCAAUUAUGGAGACAUGGUAUAUGACACAGACAAGAAUGAUAAAUGAUUGGCUUAAUGAACGCAAAGGAAAUGCAUUAAGUCCAUACCAAUUCACCUGUCUUUCUACUAUCAUCAAAAAAAUGUAUUCAGAUUUUGAACUUCAAGGUAUCAGUCCAGAUGCAUUGGAUACAAUGGCCUAUAAAACAAUUAUGCAAAGACUUCAGAUGGAAGAAACUGCUCAAGCUGUACGACCUGAUUUAGGAAAUAGCCCAACACGAUCUAUCUUGGGUACAAUAACCGGCAGUCUAAGUGGUAUUCCAAAACCGGGAUUCUUUAGCAAAAUAUAG